AUGGUGGAGCGCCUUCCGGUCUAUAUCGUGCGCAUGCGCAACUCGCCGCCCGUCGCGGGGUACACUGGCGGAAUCGACGGGCUGGCAGCGACCGUCAACGGGCAGCGCAUCGCGCAGUCCUUCCGCGCGGGUGCCGCCGCGACGCUCGCAGGCCGCCGCCGCUUCCGCUUCGACCCGUUCAGCCGGCCCGUGCAGCGAUUCGCGCGGUGGCUGGGGCAGAUGCAGGCGCGCGUCGCAGCCGACGCGGGCGUGAGCACGCGAGACGUGCUCUACAGUUACAAGUACGUGAGCAACGGAUUCGCGGCGCAACUCACGCCGAAGCAAGUCCGGCAAUUGCGGAACCACCCGGCCGUCGCGCAGGUGAAGCAGAGCAUCGCGAUUCGCAAGCUCACAACGGACACGCCCGCGUUCCUGCAGCUGCCGAGCACGCUAUGGGCGGCGGCGGGCGGACAGAGCAGCGCGGGGCAAGGCGUGGUGGUGGGGAUCGUGGACACCGGCAUCUGGCCCGAACACCCGUCGUUCGCAGGAGACGCGUCGUACCCGAACCCGCCCUCCACGUGGAAGGGCAACUGCACGACCACGGCGGACUUCCCCAGCUGCAACCGCAAGCUCAUCGGCGCGCGCUACUUCUCCGCCGGCUUCCGCGGCGCGUACGGCAGCGUCAACCUCGCCGCUGAUUGGAACUCGGCGCGCGACGCGGACGGCCACGGCACGUGGUGUGCGGGAGCCGCGACCGGCAACAGCAACGUGCAGGUGGCGAUAGCGCGCGGGCAAUCCGCAGGGCUCGCAAGCGGGGUGGCCCCGCGCGCCUUCCUCAGCGUGUACAAGGUCUUUUGGAGCACGAGCAGCGGCGGCGUGACGGCCACGUGGGCGGAUAUCGAGGCCGCCGUGAACAAGGCGGUAGCGGACGGCGUGGAUGUGCUCAGCCUGUCGCUGGGCGGCCUGGAUCCCUCCGCGGAUUACUUUGACGACUCCACGUACCUCUAUGCGAACGCGAUGGGAGUGACGGUCGCAUAUGCCUCAGGCAACGACGGAUCACCGCCCUACAGCUCAUCAAUGUAUCGCACCAUCUCCAACUUCUCGCCCUUCUACCUCACCGUUGGCGCCUCCACCAUCUCCCGCCGCUACAGCACUUCCCUCGUGCUCGGCAAUGGAGCAACGGUUGCUGCCACGGGGUUUGGGAGCGGGAAAGUCACCUUGAUCGCUGCCGCGGGGUUUGGGAGUGGGAGUGUGAGUGUGAUGGGGCUGAGGGUUAUUGAGGCCGCCUCUGCUAUGGCUGCUUCGGCCGUGGUCAUCACAGGCCUUGCCUCACAAUGCCUUCCAGCCGUUCUUGAUGCGCCUCAAAAACCCUCUCAUUUCAACUCCCUUUUCCUCCUUCCUUCCUCCCGCCCCACCUGCCAUUCCCUGCCUACCCUCUGCCCGCCCCUUCCACCCUCCUCGCUCACUCUCCAGGCACAGUACUGCUACUCCGGCUCGCUUGACUCUGCCAAAGUCAGCGGCAGAAUAGUCAUCUGUUCGUACGGCGGCGUGGGCACGAGCGUCAAGGUGGGGGAGGUGCUAGCGCGGGGAGGCAAGGCUGUGAUCAUCACAGGCGUACCCGACGUCCUCAAGCCAUUCCCGCCCUACGACUCGCGCCUGCCCUUGGUUUAUCUUGACUACGCUCCUGCUGACACGCUGACAACCUAUGUCCGAUCCACCACCUCCCCGACAGCCACUCUCUCCACAUCCUUCUCAACCGCGACUGACCUCCCAGCACCGAACGUCAUCUACUUCUCCUCCUCCGGCCCAUUGCUCAACCCCUCCUCAUCCGUGGUCAAGCCCCAGCCCACCAACGACAUCCUCAAGCCAGACAUCAUCGCUCCAGGCGUCUCUCUCUGGUCGUCUUGGCGCGCGUCCUCCCCUUCCUCUACCACGCAACAGUUCGCCAUGAUUUCCGGAACAUCCAUGGCUACCCCGCACGUGGCGGGGAUUGCCGCGCUGGUGACUCAGCGCUACCCCACGUGGUCCCCGGCACAGAUCAUGUCUGCGAUUAUGACCACUGCGAGUACGACGACCAAUCAGGGGUCGGCGAUCGGGACGAGUUACACGGCGGUAGCCACGCCUUUUGAGAUGGGCCAAGGGCAUAUCAACUCGACGGGGUUGCUCGACCCAGGGCUUACCUAUACUGCGGCUCUGGCGCAUUAUUACAACUUUUUGGCCGGGCAGGACCAGACCCGGACGAAAUAUCUCGUCGGCACGCAAACCAAGGUCAAGCUGACCCCGAUCCCGGCAUACAAUCUCAACCGUCCAGCCAUCUCCGUCUCGCGAUUGGUCAAGAGCGUGGUGGUCACGCGGUGGGUGGUGAAUGUGUUUAAUCAGGCGUGUACGUACACUGCGAGUGUAGUUGCUCCUGCUAACGUGCGCGUCACCGUUUCCCCAUCAACCUUCACCAUUUCGCCGGCCAAAACUCAGACAUUUACGGUGACAUUCAACGUUACAGCAGCAUCCCAGGCCUUCAGUUAUGGCAGCCUGACGUGGAGGGACCAAUUCGGGCAUGCGGUGCGGUCGGUGCUUGCCGUGCAGCCAAUCAGCCUGUAG
Closterium sp. Naga37s-1 is the source of this 2577-nucleotide messenger RNA. The record is from the annotation of a GenBank genome assembly. Lineage: Eukaryota; Viridiplantae; Streptophyta; Zygnematophyceae; Desmidiales; Closteriaceae.